Messenger RNA from Capronia epimyces CBS 606.96, 876 nucleotides. RefSeq lists its product as uncharacterized. Bases 1 to 876 code for a protein of 291 amino acids. The record is from RefSeq and is a predicted model, not a curated record. The transcript is spliced from 2 exons. Gene Ontology annotation, molecular function: iron ion binding; oxidoreductase activity, acting on paired donors, with incorporation or reduction of molecular oxygen; heme binding. NCBI's taxonomy places the organism in Eukaryota, Fungi, Ascomycota, Eurotiomycetes, Chaetothyriales, Herpotrichiellaceae.
AUGACGAAUAACUGGAAAACUUACGCAAAGAAAAUUUGCGAGCAUGACUCGGGUAUCUAUCUCGAGCUCUGGAGGGAUAUGAACAAGAAGGUCUCCUCGGGGAAGAUCAAGCCGUGCUUUGGCAAAGACUUUAUCGAAAGCAACCCAGAAAAGUUGAACAUGAAUGAGCUCGAAGCUGCCUUCCAUACUGGGCACCUGAUCGAGGCGGGAGCCGAGACAACUUCGGCCGCAUUGAACAGCCUUCUUCUUGCUUUGUCCCUGUUCCCCGAGGCGAGCAAAACUGCACAAGAAGAGCUGGAUCGUGUGGUUGGCCCUGACCGACCUCCCAAAUUCGACGAUCAAGACAAUCUUCCCUACAUCAAGGCCCUGGUCAAAGAAGGCCUCCGGUGGCGCCCUCCGAACCAGUACGGAAUGCACCACGCCGUUGUCGAGGACGACUGGUAUGAAGGCAUGUUUAUACCCAAAGGCUCAGUGGUCAUGUUGAAUUGGUGGGCCAUCCACUUCAACCCCGGGGUAUGGGAGAGUCCAGAUGAUUUCCGCCCGGAGCGGUAUCUGGAUCAUCCAUUGUCUGCAGCGACUUAUCUGAACGUUGCCAACCCUGCGGACCGAGACCACUUCGCCUAUGGAGCGGGAAGGCGCGUCUGCCCAGGGAUACAUGUGGCGGAGCGGUCCAUCUUCAUCAACGUUGCGCGAAUUCUCUGGGCAUUCAACAUCUCGAAGAAGACGAUCAACGGUAAAACCGUCGAACCGGAGACACUCUGUGUUCCAGGAUGGUUGUCGGUGCCGCAGAAAUUCGAAUGCUCCAUCACCCCGCGGUCCGAGAAGCACGCAGAAGUUAUCAGAAAGGAAUAUGAGGUCACAGACAAAGACAUUUGA